AUGCACUUGUCCCUAACCAAUUCAACAGAACCAUCGGCCGAAAGAGAGGUCGGGGAGCGAGAGGGGAGAACUUGUUGCAAAACAAGCCGCAUUCCAUUGGUGCAGCCCACUGACCUAAAGCUCAGACACUAUGCGCAAGCGCAUACAUGCCUUAGUACCGUGUCCCCAAUUCGUGCGACUAACGGCGGCAGCGUGCACGCGUCGCCCGCGCGCGAAAUAUCGCGCGACACACCCGACUAUCAAUACGGGCGAUUUGACGCAAGUGCAUUACACAUUGCACAUGCGCUUAAACAGACAGAAUUGCAGAAGGCAUACCACAGGCCGAGAGAGAAGCCAAUAGACUGUUAUCUGGCGGAGCGAAUAAUAAAUGGAAAUAAGGAGAAAAAGACUGUUCGAUUAACUGCAUGCGAUGCCUGUCGAAACAAAUCUGUCAUUUGA
Diatraea saccharalis (sugarcane borer) is the source of this 438-nucleotide messenger RNA. The record is from the annotation of a GenBank genome assembly. Lineage: Eukaryota; Metazoa; Arthropoda; Insecta; Lepidoptera; Crambidae.